Messenger RNA from Erigeron canadensis, 1430 nucleotides. RefSeq names its product gamma conglutin 1-like. The coding region runs from base 1 to 1293 and encodes 430 amino acids. The transcript is spliced from 2 exons. Lineage: Eukaryota; Viridiplantae; Streptophyta; Magnoliopsida; Asterales; Asteraceae. The record is from RefSeq and is a predicted model, not a curated record. Gene Ontology annotation, molecular function: aspartic-type endopeptidase activity. Gene Ontology annotation, biological process: proteolysis.
AUGUUUUCGCUUACACAGAUAUUCGUUAUCGUAUUAGCCUUCAAUACUUACUAUCAACAUGAUCAAGUUGUAGCACAAGGCCCUUCCGCUGUUGCUCCAAUUACCAAACACAUUAAUACUGCUAAGCCUUUGUUUAGCGUUCAGAUUACGAGUACCGAUUUCAUGGAGAAUGAAUCCUCGGACUCUAAUUUUCUUAUUGACAUCGACGCUCCAUUAGUUUUUCACGACUGCAGUGAGAAUUGGAAACCAUAUCCGGUUCCAUGUGACGAAUAUCAAUGUGAAGAUGUGCAAGCUACUUACUCAUCCAAGAGCUCGCAAUGUCGUCCCUUAUCAAAAAAUCCAAUUCUACCCGGUUGGGGAUACUGCGGAUGCCCAGUCAAUGUGAUCAAUCCCGUUACAGGAUCUUGUGACCGUGGGCAGCUUAACUACGACUACUUCCUACUCACCGCAAGUGACCAGGGUAGGAAUCCUACAACUAGUAUCUAUCAUUCUAACCCUACCGGAUUGUGUGCUCCUUCUGCAUCAUUUCAAUCCUACCCGAAAGAUGUUACUGGUGUCAUGACCCUUUCAUCUUCACCUUAUGCGUUACCCGCUGAUUUAUCUUCAUAUAAUAUGUUUAAAAAAAUAACAGCUUUAUGUUUGCCUAGCAACUCAUCUGCACCAGGGGUUUUCUUAUAUGGAGCUGGUCCUUACUACCUUCUUCCCAAUUCCAGUGCUGAUAUACGAAGUUAUCUUGCUUAUACCCCGUUACUAAAGCGUCCAGGUUCGUUUGGAUACUUUAUCAGCGUCAGUUCCAUUGUCAUUAAAAAAAGAUCUAUUGACAUUCCUGCUAAUGCCACUGCCAAGCUUACUACAACUGAGCCUUACACCACUCUUAGAACCGACAUUUAUAAUCCCUUGGUUCGACGGUUUUCAAUGGUUACAAAACGGCUCCAACCUGCAAAGCCAGUUGCACCAUUCAGUCUUUGUUUUAGCGCCGCCUCCACCGCCAAUAAUACUACCAAAUCUGGUUUAAAAGUUCCCGAUAUUGAGUUGAAUCUCCAGGGUGGGAAGAAGUGGGCUAUAUCGACAGCUAACUCGAUGAAGCAAGUAACGAAAGACGUGGCGUGUCUAGCAUUUGUUGAUGGUGGUGCAACGAGUGAUCCUGCAAUCGUGAUUGGAACAUUUCAAUUUGAGGAUAACUUUGUGGUGUUUGAUUUAGAGAAUUCGACUUUUGGGUUCAGCUCCUCCUUGUUAAGUAAGAAGACUUCUUGUUCAAACUUCAACUUUACGAAUUCCGAUUAUCCUUAUUGAAGCUGGAUCGUACGUAAUUUAACUGUGGAAUGUUGUUAUAUGUAUAUGAAUAAAGAACUUGUUGAAUGUUGUCUUGCGAAACAGUAACAAAAAAGGUUUCAUUAUUUCUCGAUCGUGCUUUGAUUUUCAUUUGAGUA